This is a messenger RNA of Neopsephotus bourkii (Bourke's parrot), 1054 nucleotides long. Its product is annotated as scale keratin-like. The record is from RefSeq and is a predicted model, not a curated record. The transcript is spliced from 2 exons. Gene Ontology annotation, molecular function: structural constituent of cytoskeleton. Bases 689 to 1054 code for a protein of 121 amino acids. Gene Ontology annotation, cellular component: intermediate filament. NCBI's taxonomy places the organism in Eukaryota, Metazoa, Chordata, Aves, Psittaciformes, Psittacidae.
GAAGAACAGCAUGGGGACUCUUGCUGGCCUAGAUUGGCAGAGGUCAAUGCCCAGUGCCUGCAGGCAUAGGGGAGCCUGCUCCCUUGCUCUUAGCAGGCAGUGAUACGCAGUGCUGAGCAGGCCGAUCCCAACAGGAAUGCCUUUGAUUUGGCAUUUCGUAACCUCACGCUUCUGCAGAUAAUGGAUGCUGGGAGCACAUCACACUGUCACUGGCAUGGGGGAAGCCUUGACAAGGCAAAUGCUUGCUCAGCACCCUCAUAUGCCCUGUGGCUCUUCAAAGAAUGCCUGAGGCCGCCCUGAGAUCAAGCCCGUGAGGAAGAGCCAUGGCACGCUUGGCACUUGCAGUCAGCCUUUGUCACGCUGCUUGCCCUCUGACACAUGGAGAUAAUGAAAAGCCAGUGGGGACAAUCUGACCCAUGAGGUGGCAGCAGUCAAGUGACCAAGCAGGGUAAUUGCUGGAGCUGAUAGAGCGACUUGGGGCUGGUGAGGAAGCGGCAUCAGCAAAACAGCCCUGCACCACGCAGGGAGGAGGCCAGGAAUUGGCUGCCAUGAGCCACGUGCCCCCAGCACGGCCGCUGCUCCCCACCCUCGCCAGCCAGGCAUAAAAGCACUGCCCGGGCUGAGUGCUGGCAUCCACCGCUCCUGCCUUGCUCUGCUCAGGAAAAGGGCUCAGCUCUCUCGCACCAAGAUGUCUUGCUACGACCUGUGCCCACCAAGAACCGGCGUUGCCGUCCCCCAGCCCAUCGCUGAGAGCUGCAACGAGCUGUGCGCCCGCCAGUGCCCCGACUCUUCAGCCUUCAUCCAGCCACCGCCUGUGGUUGUCACCUUCCCCGGCCCCAUCCUCAGCUCCUUCCCCCAGCAAGCCGUGGUGGGCUCCUCCGGAGCACCCGCCUUUGGGGGCAACCUGGGGCUGGGAGGCCUCUACGGUGCUGGGGCCACUCAGGCCUCAGGGGGUCUCUGCACCUUUGGCAGACCCUACGCUCCUGCCGCCUGCAGCCCUCUGGCUCUGCCCCGCUACAGCCAGAGGCUCUGGAACUCCUGUGGGUCCUGCUAG